GGGCACAGACACUCACACACACACUGCUUUCACGACCCAUGUGAGUUUUCUUUCUUCUCCAUCUUCACUUUUUUAAGUAGCUAGAUGACAAGACAGACAGCUAUCUCUCUUUUUUUUUUACGAAGAAGAAGAUCAAAAAAAAAAUGAAUUUUAAAAAGGGACCUUUAAGAGAGAUGGUGGGAGAGAGAGCAAUAGAGAGAGAAGGAAAUCCACCCCCACAAAUAGAAAGUUAGGGUUUAUUGGAAAAAAAGAAAGAGAGUGUGUCUCUGUGUGUGAUUCUAAUAGAGGUGUAGUACGUCGCUUUGCUUUCAGUCCAUUAAAACCAUUCCAUAACCUAUUCCGCACCGACAUGUCUCCUCCCCCUUUCCUUUAUUAGCCUCUCUCUCUCUUUUUCACUACUCCGUCUUGAUUUUAUAAACAAAAGAAAGAAAGAGAGAGAGAUCUUCCUCGGGAUUGCAACAUGUUGGACUACGAAUGGGAUAAUCCUUCCUCCAUCGUUCUCUCCGGAGAUGAAAGAAACCCGGACUCUGACCCGACCCGGUCAUCCUUCUCCUUUUUCGACCCCAUCUCCCAUUACAACAACGACCACCGUCACAUCACCAUUUCUCCUCCCCUCCUCUCUUCCUUCUCUAACCAACAACAACAGCAUCACCUCACCCUCUACGGUCAGACCAACAGCAACAACCAGUUUCUUCAUCAUCACCAUCACCACCACUCCUUGUACGGGUCCACCACCACCACCACUCCUUACGGCGCCUCCGAUCCCAUCUACCAUCCCCACUCUUCCGCUCCGCCAGCCUCCUUGUUCUCCUACGACCAGACAGGACCGGGCUCGGGAUCCGGAUCUUCCUACAACUUCCUCAUCCCCAAGACAGAAGUGGAUUUCACGUCCAACAGGAUCGGGCUGAACCUGGGAGGCCGUACGUACUUCUCAGCGGCGGACGACGACUUCGUGAGCAGGCUAUACAGGAGGUCUCGACCAGGUGAGUCAGGGAUGGCGAACUCGCUGAGCACGCCGCGGUGCCAAGCAGAGGGAUGCAACGCGGAUCUGAGCCACGCGAAACACUACCACAGAAGGCACAAAGUGUGCGAAUUCCACUCAAAAGCAUCGACGGUUGUAGCCGCCGGACUAAGCCAAAGGUUUUGCCAGCAAUGCAGCAGGUUUGUGCCCCCUAAAGUUGCCACCUUUGACCUUUUUUAAAUAAAUAAAAAAAUACUAUAGCUGUGGGGUUUCGGCUAUCUUCUCUUCUCUUCGUCCGUACAUCCUUAAUCUUGUUCUAUCUUAGUUUUUAGAUCUUCUUUGGAUCUCCUUUUUUUUCAUUAGUUAGUUAGCUUCCCUUUUUGUUUAUUAAUUAAUUUACAAUCACUGCUAAAGGAUCGACACAAUCAUUGAGAGGGUUCGUACUGUGUGGUGUGGGGGAUCCCGAUAUGGCUUUCUCUCGUCCUUUCCAACCAAAUCAUUUUAGCCCUAACUAACCAACCAAACUCUUAUCACUAAUUCUCCAUCUCAUCAUCAUCAUCUGAUUUAUACAUAUAUAUAUCGAAAUAAUCAAUACAGGUUCCAUUUGCUGUCGGAAUUCGACAACGGGAAACGGAGCUGCCGUAAGCGACUUGCUGACCAUAACCGCCGCCGCCGUAAAUGUCACCAAUCAGCCUCCGCCACCCAAGACACCGGCACCGGCAAGACUACUCCAAAGUCACCGAACGAUUCGGGUGUUAAAGCGUCAUCGUCACCGUCGUCCAACGCGCCGCCUACGAUAUCACUGGAGUGCUUCCGGCAAAGGCAGUUCCAAACGACAGCGUCUUCAUCCACGUCAGCGUCUUCGUCUUCAAAUUCAAUGUUUUUCUCCAGCGGAUAGUUAUAAGCUUUACUCAUAUGAUAUAUUAUGCUUAAAAUGAGAAAUCAAAGGACUCUUCAAUAUCACUAGUUAAUGCUAGCUGUCUAUCAUCUGAAUUAGUCGGUAAUGUGUAACGUUUUAUUUCAUGUCUCUCGUUUCGUUUGUCGUUUUCAUAUUGUUUUUGACUUAGUAGAGGUUUAUUUAAUUAACCAACAACAUAUCAGA
This is a messenger RNA of Arabidopsis thaliana (thale cress), 2063 nucleotides long. RefSeq names its product squamosa promoter binding protein-like 8 (gene SPL8). Gene Ontology annotation, biological process: positive regulation of DNA-templated transcription. The record is from RefSeq and is marked reviewed. The transcript is spliced from 2 exons. Gene Ontology annotation, molecular function: DNA binding. Bases 461 to 1201 code for a protein of 246 amino acids. Gene Ontology annotation, cellular component: nucleus; cytoplasm. Lineage: Eukaryota; Viridiplantae; Streptophyta; Magnoliopsida; Brassicales; Brassicaceae.